AAAGCUAGUGCAUCUCACUCCAAGUUCGCAGAGAAUAGCUGCAGUUGGGCUAUGCUUCCGGGCUCUACGCAUUUGCUCUUACCCAAACGCUGAGCCAUUGCGGGAAGGCGCCCUCAGCUGCUAAGCCCAUUGUCGACGCUCAGAGCUUCAGGCCGCGAUACACCAGCCUGGCGUCCCUCACCCCGCCCCCUAUCUACCCAGCUGUUACGACAGGUCGCGGUUUCAAUCGAGUGUGUCUCCGACCCUCUUCCGUGUCGCUGUCGCUCGGUCAAGACCUAUACGCCCUUCCUUCGCACACUCGUCGCGUGGCUCGCUGACAGCAUGGGCGGCGCAUUGGAUUCUUUCCUCUCGUAUCUUCGCGUUCCUUUGAUCGCCUCUUCGGGGAUUGCUGCUUUGCUCAGCGGAGUCCUUUACUUCAAGCAGAACGAAAUCAUCUACGCAAGAAACUUCCCGCCUGACGCGCGAACCAACGUACCCCGCCCUGCACAAUUCGGCAUACCCGACUUUGAGGAGCUCUUCAUUCCUACACCCGAUGGAGAAUCGCUGAGCGCCUUCUACAUACGCGCAAACAGGGCCCAGUCGCGCAAUGUGACGCUGCUGAUGUUCCACGGCAAUGCUGGCAAUAUCGGAUAUCGGCUACCUAUCGCCAAAGUUCUAGCGGAGGAGAUGGGCUGCAACGUUUUUAUGCUGCAAUACCGAGGCUACGGCCUCUCCACAGGCACACCGAAUGAAAAAGGCAUCAAUAUCGACGCACAGACGGGGUUGGACUACAUUAGAAAUCGGCAUGAGCUGCGAAGUACACGCGUUGUACUGUACGGGCAAAGCCUAGGAGGGGCAGUCUCGAUUGGCCUUGGUGCUCGCAAUCAAAAGCAAGGCGAUAUUGCUGGUAUCAUCCUGGAGAAUACGUUCACUUCUAUGCGCAAGAUGAUCCCUUCAGCCCUGCCACCCGCGAAGUAUCUAGCACCUUUCUGCCACCAGGUAUGGCCGAGUGAGGAUACGCUACCGCAGAUCAUUAAUAUUCCCAUACUGUUCUUGAGUGGCCUGCGAGACGAGAUCGUACCGCCUUCACACAUGAGUAAACUUUAUCAAGUAUGUCGAUCGACGCCUAAGGUAUGGCGGGAACUACCAAAUGGCACGCACAACGACUCCGUCUCUGAGCCCGGGUACUUUGCCUACAUCGACGAGUUUCUCUCUGAGCACGUCGGCAAGUGA
This is a messenger RNA of Paraphaeosphaeria sporulosa, 1212 nucleotides long. Its product is annotated as BEM46 family protein-like protein. The record is from RefSeq and is a predicted model, not a curated record. The coding region runs from base 322 to 1212 and encodes 296 amino acids. Gene Ontology annotation, cellular component: membrane. Gene Ontology annotation, molecular function: palmitoyl-(protein) hydrolase activity. Lineage: Eukaryota; Fungi; Ascomycota; Dothideomycetes; Pleosporales; Didymosphaeriaceae. The transcript is spliced from 5 exons.